UAUAUGGUAGCCCUCACAGUGGCGCGAAACUAUAAUUUUGGCGCGGUUGAAGUCGAAGAAGAACUAAGAAAAUUUGUCUCUCAUAACAGCUUUAUAUUUAGAUAAAACGGGGACAAUAUGAAGUUGACUACUCCUGAAAUAUCUUGGCAUGGAAAAGAGCCCGUUUUGAGCGUUGAUUUUUGUAAAGUCGGCAACACGAUGCGGCUUGCUUCGGCCGGUGCUGACAACGACGUGAAGAUGUGGCUGUUGUCUUUUAAAGCAGAUGGAAACGCAAAAACUGAGUUUUUGUCAAAUCUUUCUCGACAUAACAAAGCAGUCAAUGUGGUUCGCUUCGCCCCGAAUGAGGAGUUCCUAGCAUCUGCAAGCGAUGAUGGAGUUAUUAUAUUAUGGAAACUAAAUUUGGCACAAGAGCAAUGUGCACCGCCACUGAAGGAUAAAGAUGACGAUGUUGAAAAUAGAGAAUCUUGGUCUGCUCACAAAGUACUCAGAGGUCACAUCGAAGAUGUGUAUGACUUAGCAUGGUCUCCUGAUGGAUCUCAGCUUAUAUCAGGAUCUGUCGAUAACAGUGCUAUAGUAUGGGAUGUUGUCAAAGGUGUGAAGCUACAAAUACUCAAGGAUCAUAAGCAUUAUGUACAAGGUGUCUGUUGGGAUCCACUUGGACAGUACAUUGUUACGAAUUCAAGUGACAGGAGCUGUCGAAUUUAUUGUUCACAAACAUAUCGUUACUGUUACAACAUCAAUAAAUUAUCAGGAUCUGCAAAGCUUAAAAUUCCAGAAGGGGGAGAGUUGAAACAGCUAAAGAUGUUCCAUGAUGAAACACUGUUGUCAUUUUUCCGUCGACCAACCUUCACUCCUGAUGGCUCACUCCUUAUUGUUCCAGCUGGCAGGAUAGAUAUGCCGAGUAAAGCUAUGAAUGCUACAUUUGUCUUCACAAGAGGAUCACCAAACAAGCCUGUUCUGUAUUUACCAAGCCCCAAGAAACCUACAGUAGCUGUGAGGUGUUGUCCCUUACUGUUUGAAUUGAAGAAAAAAGAUGAAGAAAUGGAAAAAGAGAAUGAGAAAGAGCAAGAAACAUCUUCUCUCUUCAAGCUUCCUUAUCGGAUGGUGUUCGCUGUUGCAACGCUCAACUCUGUUCUUCUAUACGACACCCAACACAAGAUACCGUUUGGUUAUAUUUCAAAUAUUCACUACUCAGGACUCAGUGAUUUGACCUGGUCCAAUGAUGGCAAGAUUCUUAUUGUUUCAUCCACUGAUGGCUACUGUUCCAUGGUUCAGUUUGAAGAGAAUGAGCUUGGCACUCCAUACGAAAAGACAGUCAAAGACGUGCUGGAAAAUCCUACUGAAUUUCAUAAUCUUAAUAAUUCAAGUCUUCCAAGUACACCAGCAGAGAUCCCUGUUGCUACAGGUAAAGUUCAAAAGGGGGUCAUUCUGACACCUGUCCAUCAAAAAAUGGACAUUGAUGAAACACCAGAGGACAUUAUCCCAAAGAAGAAAGACACACCACAGAUUGAUAAGUUCACUGUCCCAAUGUCUGAGAUUGAAACCAUAACACCAACAAAACCCCCUGAGAAUAAGCUUACCCCCAGAAGAGUCCAAUUAGUACCUUCGAGUCAGUCAGAUUAUGCUGUCGCAGCAACCAAACCAAAUAGUGGACAGGCAGUUGCACCUAGAUGUGUGCAGCUAGUGACAACGAGCCAAGCUGACCCAGCUUUAGCAUCAAUACAGUCACUUAUUAAUAAUGUGCAGCCUGCUAAUUUUGUCCCAAUGGUACCAACCAAUCAAGGAGCUGGACAGAUGUUAGUGUCUGGACAGACAGCUCAAAGUCAACCUAGAGGAGUGCAGUUAGUGACGGCAAUGCCAAGUCAAGUGAUGCAAAGAGGAAACAGUGUUCCAUCAGUGAAUUCUGUUGGUAACAUUCAUUAUUCAGUUCCUCAAGGACAGACACUUAUUGUUCCUGGACAGACAGUACAAGCUCAGCCUAGACGUGUGCAGUUAGUGACUGUUCCUCAAGGACAGACAUUCAUUGGUCAUAGACAGAUAUAUGUCAGUAAUGGACAGACAGUUCAAACUCAGCCUAUGCAAGUGCAGCUCACAACAAUUCCUUCUGUACAGACACCUGUUGGUGGACAGACAGUUCAAGCUCAACCUAUCAUGCAGUCAGUGACUGCUCUUCCUGGACAGACAUCCAUUAGUUCUGGACAGACAGUUCAAUCCCAAACUAGACGUAUACAGCUGGUGUCUGUCCCUCCUGGACAGACAACUGUUAGUGUGGGACAGACAUUAAGUAACACACAAAACACUGGACAGCCUCAAAAUAAUCAAGCAACAUUGUCAAAGCCAGGACAGACAACUAGUUUGCAGGCAGGAACCACACCUGUAUCAACUAACCCUGUUGCUCUGACAACAAGCCCUGUUGCUUUGACGACAAACCCUGUUGCUAUGACGACAGCAGCAACAGGCAGUCUGGGAACUCAACCAACUAUCUUGCAAACUAUGCCAAGAAGGGUCCCAUUAAUGACUGUUGCGAAUGCACCUAAACAAGUGUCUGUUAGAUCGAAAGGAAUUGAGGGCAACCAACUCGACGGCCAAAAUCCUUCAAUGGCUAAACAAAUUGGACCUUUGGCCAUUGACAACCAGAAUAACGAUUCUGUUAAUCCAGUGCAGGGGAGAAUACUCUCUACUCUGCUGACCUCCACCAAGCAGGAUGAUAGUAAUGGGCAGCCCAGUGCUAAUAGAAACAAGGCAAAUAUGAAUGAAACCAGCGCAGAUGUCAAGCAAGAAAAGCAAAGAAUACCUCUCACUAGUAUCAGUGCUAUUACCACUACUGGGAAUUCUAAUACGGCUGUCAAAGAAAAUCCUACUAGAAAACCUAUUCCUUUAGAACCAACUGUGAUUGUAAUAGACUAAAUGUGAAAGAAAAACAAGUUAAUGUACAGUACAUAAUAAGUUUUUAGUCUGGAAAAAAGGAUUAAAAAAGAAAGAAAAUCUGUAAAGA
This is a messenger RNA of Actinia tenebrosa (Australian red waratah sea anemone), 2995 nucleotides long. Its product is annotated as chromatin assembly factor 1 subunit B. The record is from RefSeq and is a predicted model, not a curated record. Lineage: Eukaryota; Metazoa; Cnidaria; Anthozoa; Actiniaria; Actiniidae. Gene Ontology annotation, biological process: nucleosome assembly; DNA replication-dependent chromatin assembly. Gene Ontology annotation, molecular function: protein binding. Gene Ontology annotation, cellular component: CAF-1 complex; nucleus.